Hibiscus syriacus is the source of this 1172-nucleotide messenger RNA. Its product is annotated as 1-aminocyclopropane-1-carboxylate oxidase homolog 1-like. The transcript has 5 exons. Lineage: Eukaryota; Viridiplantae; Streptophyta; Magnoliopsida; Malvales; Malvaceae. The record is from RefSeq and is a predicted model, not a curated record. Bases 45 to 1136 code for a protein of 363 amino acids.
CAAUAUUGUAAGAAACGAAAGAGCAAAUUCAAGAACCAGAGAAAAUGGCAUCCGAAUCCUCAGUUGAUUACGAUCGGACCAAAGAGUUGAAAGAGUUCGAUGACACAAAAGCCGGUGUUAAAGGACUCCUCGACGCCGGAAUACUUAACAUCCCCAAGAUUUUUGUUCGACCAGCCGAGGAACUUGCAGCCGACGAAUUGAACACCGGCCAGAAGAACAUUGAAGUCCCAAUCAUAGAGUUAACCGACAUCGGAGACGAAAACUGGCAUAAGGAGAUAGUAAAUGAGGUGAGGGUUGCAUCAGAGGAAUGGGGUUUCUUCCAAGUGAUAAACCAUGGGAUCCCUUUAAGUGUUUUGGAUGAAAUGAUUGAAGGGAUACGUUUGUUUAAUGAACAAGAUUUGGAGUUGAAGAAAGAGAUGUAUAGCCGUGACAGAGCAAAGAAAGUGAAGUUCAGCACUAACUUUGAUCUUUUCACUUCCAAAACAGCUGAUUGGAGGGACACUUUGACCCUUUCUUUCCUUGAUUCUGAUCCUGACCCUUCAGAUAUGCCAGAAGUCUGCAGACGAUCUACAAUUGAGUAUAUUGAGCAUAUGAAAAGAUUGGCAGAGACUUUGUUCGAGUUGCUAUCGGAGGCUCUUGGUCUCCGACCGGACCACCUUGGCUCGAUCGGAUGCUGUAAAGGGUGUAGCAUAGUGUCCCAUUACUAUCCACCUUGCCCUCAGCCUGAAUUAACUUUGGGGAUAAGGAAACAUUCAGAUGCAGGCAUACUGACACUGCUUCUGCAGAACCAUAUCGGCGGGCUCCAAGUCCUUCGUGAAGAUCAAUGGUUUGACGUUCACCCCGCUCGAGGUGUCUUGGUCGUAAACAUCGGUGAUCUUCUUCAGAUGUUAUCAAAUGAUAAGUUCAGGAGUGUGAAGCAUAGAGUGACUGCCAAUCAUGUCGGGCCGAGAAUCUCGGUGGCGUGCUUUUUCUCGGGCGAUGCUAGCCUGUUGGACGAGACAUUCGGACCAAUCAAAGAGCUGAUAUCGGAGGCAAAUCGUCCUCGGUACAAAGAGUUCUUGCUGAAGGAAUAUCUUGCCAAGGCUGUAUCCAGCCCACUUGAUGACAAGCCUCCUAUAGAUUACUACAAGCUGUGAAGCUAAAACUAUCAGUGUCAUUGGAAAUACUUAUUG